Messenger RNA from Macadamia integrifolia, 1464 nucleotides. Its product is annotated as WAT1-related protein At5g40240-like. NCBI's taxonomy places the organism in Eukaryota, Viridiplantae, Streptophyta, Magnoliopsida, Proteales, Proteaceae. The transcript is spliced from 9 exons. The coding region runs from base 1 to 1065 and encodes 354 amino acids. The record is from RefSeq and is a predicted model, not a curated record. Gene Ontology annotation, cellular component: plasma membrane. Gene Ontology annotation, molecular function: transmembrane transporter activity.
AUGGCGAUUAGUCCGUGGGAUGUUGUGCCAUUUGCAGUGAUGGUGAUGGUGGAGUGUGCCAAAGUGGGAAUAAUUAACACACUAAGCAAAGCAGCCAUGGUAAGAGGGAUGGGCCACUUCGUCUUCGUCUAUUAUAAUGCACUUGCCACCCUCAUCCUCCUUCCUUCUUUCCUCCUUCGCAGAAAUAAGCGGCCUCCUCUCACCUUCUCCAUCCUAUGUAGAUUCUUCCUCGUGGGUCUCAUCAGUUAUUAUUUGUUGAUUUGUGCUUUCAGUGGAAUAAGCUUGAGUUCUUUGACUCUUGCAGCAGUAUUGGGGAAUCUCGUUCCAACUUUCACUUUCGUGCUUGCAAUCAUUUUUAGGAUGGAAAGGGUAGAUUUGAGAAGGGGAAGCAGCAGAGCAAGAGUGAUGGGGACCAUAGCAUCAGUAGGAGAAGCAUUCAUAGUGACUUUAUACAAGGGCCCACCAAUCAUGAUGAUCAUCCAUAGGACACCCGCGGCAGCUUUGGACCCAUCUGUUCCCCACCUCCUGAAUCAUCACUACUUCUCAGAGCCAAGCUCAUCUAACUGGGUCCUUGGAGGCUUUUUCAUUGUACUCUCUUGUAUCUUCUCUGCACUUCAGAAUAUACUUCAGUUGACAACAGUGAAGGAGUACAGAGACGAGACCACCUUAGUAUUUUUCUACUGCUUAUUUGGGACCAUCCAAUGUGCAGUGGUAUCUCUUUUCAUAGAAAGGGAGAUGAGCGCUUGGAUACUCAGGACUCGUAUAGAGUUAAUUGCUAUUCUCUAUUCUGUAAUAUUUAAUAUAGGUUUUAUUGGAGUGCUUACAUGGUGCUUACACAAGAAGGGGCCAAUAUAUGCGGCCAUGUACAAGCCCUUGGGGAUCGUUAGUGCAGUUAUCAUGGGCGUCAUCCUUCUUGGUGAUGUUCUUCAUAUUGGAAGUGUGAUCGGAGCAGUAAUCAUAGUUCUUGGGUUUUAUGAUGUGAUGUGGGGACAAGCCAAAGAGGAGAAAUGGUUGUUGAUGAGGACACAAGUAGUGUUUCAGACUCAUCGGGACCAUCUACUCUGAAGGACCCUCUCUUGCCAAGUUAGAUGGAAGCCCUGUAAGAGAAUUAUUUGUAUCUACCCAAUCAUCUCACUUUCUGAGAGCCCAACUCAUUCAGAGGAAGUUGACAGAAUAUGAGCCAUGAGGAGCCAACCUCCAUUCUUGAAGAGUGACCACCAGUGGGAAAAACACCAUAACUUGGGAUUCAUUCUCUUGGAAGCUUGUAGCCCUCUGUCCUCUGUAUAUAAUCAAAGCUUAGAGACCUUUGUUUGAAACACUACUCUUCACUUGUAUCUUUUAAGCAACUUUUUUCUUUCCCCAUAUAUUCUAUUGAGUGUCUCGAGAUGUUGGAAGUUAUAAAGUUAUAGUCUCUCGAGAUGUUGGAAAUUAUAAAGUUAUAGUCUCUUCAUAUCAGUUUGUUCA